UGCUUCUCGAGAUCCCCACUUCCCUGACAGCACCUCCCAUCUCACCAAGACCCCUGGUCCCGUCGUCGACUCAACUCGGUCUCGCUCAACGCCAAAGCCGCCCGUCAUGAGCAACGAUCUUCUCACCGAAAUCCGCCAGGAGCUGUCGAGCUUCACCCCGCCGACCACUCACCUUGGCCUGAUCCGCUCCCUCACCGAGCUUCCUGAUGGUGUUUCGAUCCUGUCGACCCUCCACCCCAUCUCGAAUACCGUGCUGCUGCACCAGGCAUAUACUCCCUCCGACCUGGAAUCGCACAGAGGCAUGGCCGACACAACCGUUGCCGUCCAGACGGCCCCGUCCAUGUCUCCCUCUCGAGUCUCCUUCACCUCGAGCACAGGCAGCAUCUUUCUUGCCCUGCAGUCUGCCUGGGCCGCGUCCGAGACGGCUGAUCGAGAUGUCGCUUCCACCGACUUUGCCAAAGACCCGAGUCCCCUGAGGCUCAACCACGACCACCUUGCCCGUUUCGUCCAGCUGUAUCUGCAAGAAAUCGCCGACUAUCGAGACGCCCUCCUGACAAUCGCCUCCGAUGUCGAGUCCGAGGACGAUCUCACCGACGAGCUGCGCGCCGAAAUCGAGUCGGCCGAGAUGAUGCACUGGAUCUGGCACCUGUGCCAAGUCAUGUUCCUAAACGCCUCCCCCAACUCGCCUAUCCGAGAGCGGCUCCUCUGGUGGGUCAACGUCAAUGACCCGGCCCCAAGCCAGGCGCAGUAUGACCUGGUCCAGUCAACAUCACAGCCACUUCAUUCCCACUUUUGGCCCACCGUCCACACAUGCAUCUUGCGUGGCAAAACCCAGGAGGCAUCCGAUCUCCUGCAAGCCAUCGAUUCUGUUCGACAAAACGAAUCGCUUGCGGCUAUUCUCGACCGGCAGCUCAAGACCCUGGGCACCGCGUCCUGGGACCUGCAGUCUCGCAAGGACGCCAAGGCAUGGGAGGAGUGGAAAAUGACUUGCCAGUAUCAUAGCCGGUCCGAGGGCCCCGCUGACCCCGAUGAGAGCUUGGAGCAUCUCCGGCUCGCCUUUGGAAUCCUCGCCGGCAAUCCGGAUGAUAUUCUGGCAGCAUCCUCUUCGUGGCAGGAGGGCCUGGCCGCUCUCGUAUUCUACAGCGAUCCCAUGUGCAAGUCUCACGAGCUCCGGACCCACCUCGAGACUGUGCAAGGCGGCUAUGAAAUCGCAACGGACCCACUGGAAUCCACUCUACUGGCGUUCUUUAGUCUUGAUAUCUUCAAGGGACUCCGACUCUGCACCGCGAUCGAUGUAUGGCUGGUCAGUCAUCUGACCGAUCUCAUCAGCAAAUUUGCUGUGACGGCAAUGGAUGCCGUAUUCGAUACCGACGGCAACAUUCUCGGCGAGCUUGUGGAAGACUCGCUCACCUCUCGCCCAAAGAUGAGCAAAGUCACCGAAACAGCGUGCAGCUUCCGGGAAUGGCAUCUGGUCCAGUACGGACAGGCCAUAUUCAAGCACCCGUCGCUUUGGAGCCUGGCCUUUGAAUAUUUCAACGCCGAAUGCCCUGUCUUUGGUCAAAGUCUGAUCUCGAUACUCGUCACCCGCGUACCAAUCGACACCGACCUAAAGGCCCGCAAACUGCUUGGGUUGUGCCGUAAGUUCAACCUACCCGACGAAGAAAAGACCUUGUACCGAAUCCUCGGCACCCGAGCGAUCAAGUCAGACUCGCUCGGCGACGCUAUCACGUAUUUCAUCAAAGCCAACGAGCCUGAGAAGAUUGUCGUUCUUGCCGACAGGCUCUUUGAGGAGUUUGUCGCCAAUGGCCAGCUCUCCCAGCGCCACGACUUUGUUGUCCACAACAUCACCGCCGAGCAGCUCCACGCCACCAGCGAUCGGCUUCUGUUCCUGGCCCACUACCAGCAGUUCACAGAGUAUAUCAAGCACGGUCAACUCAAGCUCGCUGGAUCGCGACUGAUUGAGCUUCUGACCUCGGGCAUCGCUCCCAAGGAGGUGUGGGCAAAGCUUCUAGUUGAUUCGCUGCCCCUGCUCGAAUCCAAGGACACGAUCGUCUUCGACCAGGCGUCCACCAUCGAGCUCAUGCGGUGUCUCGAGCACAUCACCCUCAGCCACCGCCGCACUCAGUUCCUCAAAUUUGGGAAGGGUACGAAUGAGUCCGGCUCAGCAACCGAGGCCAGUCAGGCUGCCAGCCAGGUCGAGAAGGCUCUCGAAGUGGUGCGAUUCGGACUGGUGCGCAAUCUCGCUCGAGCGAUGACCCUCCCGGGUCGCUGAAGGAUCGCCACACAGAUUCAACCCAACUCAGUCGCGCACCACGGGGACCUGGUGCAUUCUUAACACUCAACGAUCGUGGUAGUUCUGGGAAAUGGAGGGGUGAUCCUCCACGAAAGCGCCGAGCCUGAGCCUUGCAUGUGUUGGCAUCUCCCGAUGCUUCAUGACCGAUGUGACCCGGCUGGCUUGCAUCGAUCCGCACUGCGUCCUGCGAAGGGGUGGGACGAUAUCAUCCGAGGGUGGCCUGGGCCAGCAUCCGGGUGGCAACCAUCGAGUGCACUAUUGCAACAAUAAACCGAUGCUCAGAAC
This is a messenger RNA of Polychytrium aggregatum, 2578 nucleotides long. Its product is annotated as Nup85 nucleoporin-domain-containing protein. Bases 107 to 2272 code for a protein of 721 amino acids. Lineage: Eukaryota; Fungi; Chytridiomycota; Chytridiomycetes; Polychytriales. Gene Ontology annotation, biological process: mRNA export from nucleus; protein import into nucleus; positive regulation of DNA-templated transcription. Gene Ontology annotation, molecular function: structural constituent of nuclear pore. Gene Ontology annotation, cellular component: nuclear pore outer ring. The transcript is spliced from 2 exons. The record is from RefSeq and is a predicted model, not a curated record.